AUGGCUCGUUUGUGGUCGUGGUUAUUAUUCACCUUGUCGUUUGGAUUUUGUUUGCACUCAACUCAUCCUGUAUCAAUGAUCAAAUUUACGAAUAUUAAGUGCGUAGCGCUGGAUAAACCAUUUUCUGAUUUCGCCUAUUGUAAGCUCAAAGCGUUGUCUCGCAAUGAAGUCGCUCUUUCGUUGCGCGUCAACCUCUUCGAAUUGCCAGUGAAUAACGUUAGCUUAAAUGUGGAAUUAUUCAAAAGAUAUAAUGGUUAUCGACCUUUCCUGAUCAACAUAACAGUAGAUUUUUGUGAAUUUCUUCGGCAUAAAAAGCGUGUCGGUGCUUUGCAUAUAAUUUACAACUUUUUAGAAAGAUAUUCAAAUAUCAACCACACCUGUCCUUAUAAGAGUGAUAUUAUCGUGGAUCGACUUAUUCUCAAACCAAACUAUUUUACUUUGUUGCCACUGCCAGCGGGGGAAUAUCUGGUUAAGAUAACUGUCGGUGCUUACAAUGAUUGGAAAUCAAUUGUCAAUGUAUUUUUUCAAGUUUGGGAAUAA
Molecule: messenger RNA, 540 nt
Organism: Bactrocera neohumeralis
Lineage: Eukaryota; Metazoa; Arthropoda; Insecta; Diptera; Tephritidae
Exons: 3
Coding region: 1-540 (179 amino acids)
Source: RefSeq, a predicted model, not a curated record